Molecule: messenger RNA, 642 nt
Organism: Fonsecaea multimorphosa CBS 102226
Lineage: Eukaryota; Fungi; Ascomycota; Eurotiomycetes; Chaetothyriales; Herpotrichiellaceae
Product: deoxyuridine 5'-triphosphate nucleotidohydrolase
Exons: 2
Coding region: 1-642 (213 amino acids)
Biological process (GO): dUMP biosynthetic process; dUTP catabolic process
Molecular function (GO): magnesium ion binding; dUTP diphosphatase activity
Source: RefSeq, a predicted model, not a curated record
AUGACAAGAGCAUCGACUCCUCCACCCACGGAAAACAAGUCUACAGACCAUUUACCUCCCUCGCUGCCCAACUCUCCGCUAGCCAAACGAGUCAAAGCAGACACUCCGUCCAAGAUGUCUUCCACCGCCAAUCCCACAACCACCACAACCGCAGUGCCCAAACUGUCAUCCACAUCCCAGCCUCCUUUAUUGAUCAAGAAGCUCUCCGCCGACGCCUCGACGCCGACGCGCGGCUCCGCCUUCGCCGCCGGCUACGAUCUGUACGCAUCGAGACCCACGACAAUCCCGCAGCGAGGCAAGGCCCUCGUCUCAACCGACCUCUCCAUCGCCACACCCGAGGGCACGUAUGGCCGCAUCGCGCCGCGGUCGGGCCUCGCUUCAAAACACUUCAUCGAUACGGGCGCUGGGGUGAUCGACGCGGAUUACAGAGGUGAAGUAAAAGUGCUGCUGUUCAACCACAGCGAGGUCGAUUUCCAGGUCAACAAGGGUGAUCGGAUUGCUCAAUUGGUCCUGGAAAGGAUAUACACGCCCGAGAUUGUCGAGGUUGAGAAUCUCGAGGAGAGCGUGAGAGGAGCAGGCGGGGCCGGAGUGCGUUGGGUAUCGGUCUUUUGGAGGGGGCAGGGCGUGGUACAGGAAAACUAA